UGUUGAAUCGUAUAAUUUAUUUAAUUAAUGAGUCUUUAAAGCAAUUUUAUUUGCAAACAAUUUUAGUAUCAUUUAUUAAUUAGAAAAAAGUUUUAAAGUAUUUUCGAAAAUGUCUUUUAGUAGGGAUUCACCUGAUAUUGAGAAUUUGUUGGCAUUGAAUCCAAAAGUUAAUAAAUUUGCGAAAGUAGUCCCCAGUAUUGAUACUAAAUUUAAUAAAAAGCAUUGGAAAAGAAAUAAUGACAAGAAUUGUAACACAUGUAGUCUAACAAAUAAUUUUGAUGACAUAAAACACACGACUUUAAGCGAAAGAGGAGCUCUCCGGGAGGCGUCCCGAUGUCUCAAGUGUGCAGACGCCCCCUGUCAAAAGGGGUGCCCCACACAAAUCGAUAUUAAGGCAUUUAUUUCAAUGAUUGCUAAUAAGAAUUAUUACGGGGCGGCAAAAGAGAUACUUUCAGAUAAUCCUUUGGGAUUGACUUGUGGUAUGGUUUGCCCUACAAGUGAUCUUUGUGUCGGUGGAUGUAAUUUAUAUGCAACAGAAGAGGGACCCAUUAAUAUUGGAGGUCUUCAACAAUUUGCAACUGAGACAUUUAAAGCAAUGAAAUUGCCUCAAAUACGAUCACCACAUUUGCCGCCAAUAGAAGCACUUCCAAAGUCAUACACCACUAAAAUAGGUCUAAUAGGUUGUGGUCCAUCCAGUAUCAGUUGCGCCACAUUUUUGGCUCGACUCGGUUAUCAUGACAUUACUAUAUUUGAGAAAAAGUCAUUUAUUGGAGGAUUAAGUUCAUCUGAAAUUCCUCAAUACAGACUUCCUUAUAGUGUGGUUGCCUUUGAAGUAGAAUUAAUGAAGGAUUUGGGGGUUAAGAUAGWGAUGAAUAAAGCUCUUGGAAAUGACUAUACACUCGAAUCUCUUAAAAAUGAUCACAAAUUUGAAUGUGUUUUUGUUGGCAUUGGUUUACCAGAACCUAAACGAUUGGAAAUAUUUAAGGAGUUGACUAUUGAACAGGGAUUCUAUACUUCCAAAGACUUUCUACCACUUGUGACUACCGCUAGUAAAUCCGGGAUGUGUUCCUGUAUUGGACCAAAAUUGCCAUCACUUUAUGGUAAUGUCAUUGUGUUGGGAGCUGGAGAUACAGCCUUUGAUUGCGCCACUUCUGCAUUAAGAUGUGGUGCCAAACGUGUAUUUAUUGUAUUUAGACGUGGAUUCACUAAUAUUAGAGCCGUUCCUGAAGAAAUGGAAUUAGCUCGUGAAGAAAGAUGUGAAUUUUUGCCGUUUUUGUCGCCAACUAAAGUGAUAGUCAAAGGAAACAAAAUUGUUUCGAUGGAAUUCUUCAGAACAGAAGUCGAUGACAAUGGAAAUUGUGUCGAAGACAUUGAACAAGUGGUCAAAUUGAAGACUAGUUUUAUUAUAUCGGCAUUUGGUUCGGGACUGUUUGACACAUUAAUUAUCAAUGCAUUAUCUCCUUUGAAACUAACAAAAUAUGGUCAACCAAUUGUUGACACAAAAUCGAUGACUUCUAGUGAGGAGUGGGUGUUUGUUGGCGGAGACAUUGCUGGAGUUUCCGAGACUACUGUAGAAGCGGUAAACGAUGGAAAGACAGCCGCUUAUAAUAUGCAUAAAUAUAUUCAAAGCAAACAUAAUAAUCAAAUUAUAGGAAAUAUAGAAAUGCCUCGAUUUUAUACACCCAUUGAUUUAGUAGACAUAAGUGUUGAGAUGUGUGGACUUAAAUUCAAAAACCCAUUUGGUUUGGCCAGUGCUCCGCCAACUACUAGCGGACCUAUGAUUAGGCGUGCAUUUGAGUCCGGUUGGGCUUUUGCUUUAACCAAAACAUUUAGUUUAGACAAAAAUCUGGUCACUAAUGUUUCCCCUCGUAUUGUGAGAGGAACCACAUCGGGUCAUAUGUAUGGACCCGGUUUGGGAUCAUUUCUUAACAUUGAAUUAAUAAGUGAAAAAACAGCCGACUAUUGGUAUCAGACUAUUACCGAAAUUAAACGAGAUUUUCCCGACCAUAUAAUUAUCGCUAGUAUAAUGGCUACGUUUGUUAAAGAAGACUGGAUUGAGUUGGCCUCUAAUGCAGAAAAAGCCGGCGCCGAUGCCAUUGAAUUGAACUUAAGCUGUCCUCAUGGUAUGGGUGAACGUGGAAUGGGAAUGGCAUGUGGACAGGAUCCAGAAUUAGUCAAAAAUAUAUGUCUUUGGGUCAGACAAGCGGUCAAAAUACCUUUUUUUGCUAAAAUGACUCCAAAUGUUACUAAUAUUGUGGACAUCGCUAAUGCAGCGAAAGAUGGAAAAGCCGACGGUGUGACCGCAAUCAAUACGGUUUCUGGUUUAAUGGACCUCAAAGGCGACGGCACUCCCUGGCCAGCCAUUGGCAAAGAAAAACGUACGACUUAUGGAGGCAUUUCUGGUAAUGCCAUCAAACCUCAAGCUUUGAGAGCUGUAUCUGCGAUUGCGAGAGCUUUACCAGGAUUUCCAAUAUUAGCGACGGGAGGUAUAGAUUCAGCUGAUGUCGGCCUUGAGUUUUUAUAUGCAGGAGCUUCAGUACUACAGAUUUGUAGUUCAAUUCAAAACCAAGAUUUUACUGUUAUUGAAGACUAUAUGACUGGAUUAAAGGCAGCUCUUUAUUUGAGAAGUAUUGAUGAAACGUCUGAAUGGAUGGGACAGUCGCCUCUCACUCCAAAACAUCAAAAAGGAAAACCUAUUCAAAUAUUUGAGCAAAAAUUACCGGCAUUUGGUCCCUAUAAGAAACAAAGGGAACAAUUAGUUGGAGAUAUCAAACAAAAUAUCGAUUUAUUGACCGAUGAUUUAAUUCCUCCAAAAGACAGAAUUAUAAAUAAGCCGACAAAAGAAGUUUCAAAAAUUAACGAUUUAAUUGGAUUAUCACUUACAAGAAUCGGCACAUUUAAUGAAUUAGAUAUAACACAACAAAAAGUGGCACUUAUUGAUCAGGAUAUGUGCAUUAAUUGUGGCAAAUGUUAUAUGACAUGUAAUGACUCGGGAUAUCAAGCGAUUACAUUUGAUAGCAAAACUCAUUUACCAUUUGUAACGGAUGAGUGCACCGGUUGUACGCUAUGUCUUAGUGUGUGUCCUAUCAUUGAUUGCGUAACAAUGGUCGAGAAGACUAUACCUCAUUAUCCGAAACGAGGGACACAACUCAAAAGUCAGACCAAUAAUCAACGCAAAACUAGUAUCUCUUUACCGGCUCAAUGAAGUCAUUCAACAAUUUAUUAUUUAAAAUUUAGCUUUAUUUUUGUAUCUAUACAUCA
Oppia nitens is the source of this 3261-nucleotide messenger RNA. RefSeq names its product dihydropyrimidine dehydrogenase [NADP(+)]-like (gene su(r)). The transcript is spliced from 12 exons. The record is from RefSeq and is a predicted model, not a curated record. Gene Ontology annotation, biological process: uracil catabolic process; thymine catabolic process. NCBI's taxonomy places the organism in Eukaryota, Metazoa, Arthropoda, Arachnida, Sarcoptiformes, Oppiidae. Bases 110 to 3205 code for a protein of 1031 amino acids. Gene Ontology annotation, molecular function: iron-sulfur cluster binding; dihydropyrimidine dehydrogenase (NADP+) activity; uracil binding. Gene Ontology annotation, cellular component: cytosol; cytoplasm.